CAGGAUGCGAGGGCGCGGCGCCUGUUCUUCCUUCAACUUCCUGCUGGCGGCGCUGUGCGUGCUGCUGCUGCUGUGCUGCGCCGCGCUGACGGCGCUGAUGUGGGCGGGAGCGCCGCUACCGGACGCGGAGGGGGCGGGGCUGCGCGGCGAGAUGGCCAUCACGCGCGGGGCCGAGUUCAGCCAGGAUCUGCGCAACGGCAGCAGCGCGGCCUUCAAGGCGCUGGCCUUUGACGUCCAGCGGCUGGUGCGCGAGGCCUUCGGGCGUGGCGGGCUCAGCCGGCGCUUCGUCGCGUGCGACGUCGUCGCAUUCACUCGGGGCAGCGUGCUGGUGACCUUUGACCUGUGGUUCACGGGGAGUGUGGAGAGGCGGGAGGCGGAGCGGCAGAUGAAGGCGGGCCUGGAGGAGAGCGCAGGAUUGGUGGUGGACAAAGACAGCAUCCGCAUCACGGAGAAGGAGCAGCAGGAGGAGGCCACCACCGCCGCCUGCACGCCCAGCGCUACGCCCGUCACAGUCACGUGCCCUCCUUACCACGCUUCCUGCGACCGCUCGUCCACGUGCGUCCACGCCGAGCGCCUGUGUGACGGCGUCAACGACUGCGCCGACGCUUCUGACGAAGACGCCGCUCGCUGCGCAACAACCUGCGACGGACAGUUCGAGCUCCGCGGCCCAUCGGGAUGGUUCGCCUCAUCCGCAAAAGGCGGCUUCUGUCGCUGGAUCGUCAGGGUCCGGAGCGGCUCUUCUGUUCAAGUCAACUUCCACCAGUUUGAAAGUCGAGAGAAUGUCGACAUUGUGAGACUUUACGAAGGAGUUGGUGCCGACAAGAGGAUGGCAGCCGAACUCUCGGGCUCCACCCCUCCCGGGACUGUGUGGCUUCUGACCGACCGAUCCACGAUUGAGUUUUCCUCAGACAAUUUUGAAGAUGCGUCGAGAUUCAACGCCACCUUCAGUGCCAGCGACCUCUCGGCACUGACAGAUUCAGAGAAGCUUUCGUGCACAUUUGAGCGCGGCCUUUGCUUCUGGAGGCAGGACCCUGAAGACGACGGUGACUGGCUCCGAAGCCGAGGCGCCACGUUCCCACCCUUCACUGGCCCCAGCGCAGACCACACACUCGGAAACCUAUCGGGUUUCUACUUGGUCACCCCUCUGAGUCCUGGCCAAUGGCUAAAGAGCUUCAGGAUCUACAGCCUGCCUCUGACUCCGCUCACACAGCCAAUGUGUCUUCGCUUUUGGUAUCACAUGUUUGGAGAAGACGUCUACCGUCUUCAAGUGUUGCUGCUCGGUGCGUCUCCGGGCGAUGUCGGCACAGUGGUGUUCCACAGGGACGGUAACUACGGCGACAACUGGAAUUACGGACAAGUGCCCCUCAGCUCUGCCACCGUUUCGCGGGUUGCGUUCGAAGCUCUGAAGCGAGGCGGGAUGAGGAAUGACAUCGCGUUGGACGACAUCACGUUGACGUCCGAGCCCUGCGGCCCGGCCCCGCCCGAACCCACCUUGGUGCCCACUCCGACCGCGGCACCCACCGUGGCGGCUGACUGCGGCGGUCCUUUGGACGUGUGGGAGCCAAACUCCACCUUCAGCUCGCCAAAUUACCCGCACUCCUACGGGAACGGAGCUCGCUGUGUGUGGACGCUCCGCGCUACGCCGGGUCGAAACAUCCAAGUCCACUUCCUGGACUUGGAUGUGGAAGAAAACUACGACAUUGUGGAGGUGCGCGACGGGGCGGGGCCCAACUCCACUUCACUGGCCAUUCUGACCGGCAGCGGUGGCCCCGCCCAUGACUUGUUUUCAACCAGCAAUCGGGCGACAGUCUGGUUCUUCACGGACGGCUCGGGUAGCGGACGGGGCUUCAAAGCCAACUUCACCUCCGGGGUCGGCUUGGGGUCUCCAGAGCCGUGCCCCGCGGACCGCUUCCGCUGCGGAACGGGCGCUUGCGUCCCUGCGAACCGUCGGUGCGAUGCGAGGGUUGACUGCGGCGACGCUUCGGAUGAAGCCAACUGCGUUGUGUUGCAGGCCAACGCUUCCGACCGUCUGCGCUUUCGGAUCGCCUCCUCUUGGUUUAGCGUGUGUGCCGACACCUGGACCCCGCGCCUGUCUCGCUUCACCUGCCAGUACUUGGGACACAGGUCCGGGGUGGCGACUCCGCUGCCCGCCGUGCCGGGAGAUUCGCCUUUCGCCAGUGUCAAAGUCACCAGUAAUGGAAGUCUGGAAACCAGCGUCAGUGAUGGUUGUCCCGGCCACCGCGUGGUCUCCCUGCGCUGUAACAACCGGCCGUGCGGCCUUCGAUUCGUCGCCAAUGACACCGUUGAGCGAUCGGCGGCCAGAGACGGGAAGGUCAAAGUGGUGGGCGGGUCGGACGCCGCCAAAGGGGCGUGGCCCUGGACGGCGUCGCUGCAUUGGAACGGUCGCCACGUGUGCGGCGCCGCGCUGCUCGGCCGCCGUUGGCUGCUGACCGCCGCCCACUGCGUCUACGGGAAGGACCGCCCCCUGAGCCGCUGGUCGGCCAAGUUGGGUCUGAGGGCUCAGAGCCACGCCGGUGACGCGCGCUCGUUCCAAAUCGACGCCGUGCUGAUCAACCCGCACUACAACCGACUCACCAAACAGGCCGACGUGGCCAUGAUGCGCCUCAGCGCCCCCGCCAACUUCACCGAUUUGAUCCAGCCGGUGUGUCUACCUGAACAUGGUGAAGAGUUCACAGCUGGAAGGAAAUGUUGGAUUGCCGGAUGGGGACGACAGGCUGAGGACGGUUCUCUUCCGGACAUUCUGCAGGAGGCCAAGGUCCCCCUGGUGGACCGGGUCUCGUGCCAGCGCGCCUUGGCGGAGUACAGCAUCACGUCCGGCAUGCUGUGCGCAGGGUUUCCGGAGGGCGGAGUCGACUCCUGUCAGGGCGACUCCGGCGGCCCACUCAUGUGUGAGGAGGAGGAGGGGGAGGGACGCUGGACCCUGGCCGGUGUCACGUCCUUCGGGAUGGGUUGCGGUCGGCCCGGGCGGCCCGGCGUCUACGCCAGAGUCUCGGCCUUUGUGGCCUGGAUCGCCCAAACGCGGCGCUCCUCGUCGUUGCCGUGAUCAUCCAGCUCCUCUUCCUCCUUUUCUUCUU
Molecule: messenger RNA, 3095 nt
Organism: Hippocampus zosterae (dwarf seahorse)
Lineage: Eukaryota; Metazoa; Chordata; Actinopteri; Syngnathiformes; Syngnathidae
Gene: tmprss15
Product: transmembrane serine protease 15
Exons: 27
Coding region: 5-3064 (1019 amino acids)
Biological process (GO): proteolysis
Cellular component (GO): membrane
Molecular function (GO): serine-type endopeptidase activity; protein binding
Source: RefSeq, a predicted model, not a curated record